AUGUUGUUGUGCCGCGAAGAGGUAAUAUGCAGCCGAACUCUCGGCCAAAUGCGUUUGAUGGCCAUUAAUAUGCUAGGGAAAAAAAAAGCAAAGUAAGCCGCUAGCACCUCGGUAGUUGUACUUAACCGGUAAUGCAAAAAUAUCAAACGGGCAGUUAGACUUAGAUGAGGGCGACAACAUCUACAUCAACAGCACGAAUACAAAAUAGAAUUAGAAGCCGGAGACGCCUCUUGCUCUUUCCCUUUUCGCAUAACCAGUGACAUUAGAGUGCUGUUGCUGUUGUCUCUAUGACAGUGGCAGGGUUCUUUUUUUUUUGGCCCCGCUCCAUAGCCGCGGCCGAUAGCGCGGACGAGCUGCUGAAGAUGCUGGCAUUAGAUUGCAGCCGGGAAGAAGUUGAGCAGCACUUGCGUUGCGAGGGGUAUUCCGACAUCGACGCCAGCUUGCUAUGUGACGGCAUCAUCGACAUAUUUGCGGCGCCUUCCUUCAAUGACUUGCUCCGACGAGGGGAAACAACGGACAGGCCUGGUACUUAUGUUUUUAUUUUUUCAUAUAGAAGUUUAGCCCCGGCGCCGGCCUAGUAAAGUCCAGUAGCUGUAGCGCUGAAAAAAUGUAGCGAAUACAACUGGAGCAACACGCAGCAAAGGAAACGAUGCCGCUUUGCCGUUGCUUUUGAGGGUGGGAACGCACGAACGGCGGCAGCACUGUGUUUCUUGGUCAUGUCGACGUGAGUGGAGAAGCCCUCUUUCGAAAACGCGCGCGCAGGUCCGCGCUCGGUUUUCAGAUCAUCAGCAUCAACAACAUCAUCAUUCGAUAAUUAGAAAAGAAGAGCAGUCGUGCUCGUGCAGGUCAUCCUCGCACUUUCGAUAAAAACCGAUUUAGAUCACAACUGUUGCAGCUCAAAUUCAACGACACGCACAGGUCUACGACCCGGGAGCCUAGAAGAGAUGAACCGGAGGAGAAGAGCAGGAGCAACGUGGUCAAAGCUGGCAGCGGCGUGCGCUGUAGUCGUAUCGGGGCUCACUGCCUCCAGUUGUUCCCUGGCAACCCUCUCUGGCAUAUCCGUACCAAUUACCAGCGCCGCCGUGGGCUCUAGCAUCGUCGUUGCGGCACUCGAGCAAACACAGCGGCGCGAUCAGGUGCACGUGACUGCGGCUGGUUCAUCGGCGCCGAUAGACGUAGAGGUUGAGCAGGGCCGCUACGCCCAGGACACGGAAGACACCGAUCAGCCGCAAAACGCGCGGACACCCUCACCCUACGAAGUAGCUUAUGACGAGUUACUUCUGAAUGUUCCGCAUCAGUUAUCAGCAUCAUUUGUGCAAAAGAGGAAGAAAGAAUUCGAGAUGUUCGACGCGGCGAAGAUGAGCAGCGACUACGCGAACGUCGGCUCAUUGCCGGUCUUGACUGGCAACCUGGAAGAAGACUACGUGCUGUACCUGCAGCACAAACAAGCUGCAAAGACCCUUGGCGAACGUAUCAAAACUGGUUUGAACAUGACGGCGGUGCAGUGGACCAACGUCGAGACGAACGCACUGUUGCUCCCGCUGAACGUUCUGCCUUCGCACUACGCGGCUCAGUUGUUGAACAGGUUUGUUAUCCUCGACAGGGACGCGUCAAAUCUUUUGGAGGAGGACGAGGUUGCAAAUAAAACACUCGCUUUGCUGUGUCCUUCGUUCGAAACGCCGGCUGCUGGCGAGUACAUCGGGGGCGUCGUUGGAGAUGGAACUAGUCAAGGAGUUCCAGCGCAAUCGCUUUCCGAAGCCGGCAAUAAUUCAACUUCCCAUCUGCACCUGGCGCUGUCUUUUACGGACUACGGCUGCUUUUGCACGAAUGUGCUUUCCUGUGGUGCUACCGGCAGUCCAGCCGCCGGUCCCCUACGGAAACGUGUGGUGCACCCGGCGCCCCAUAUUGUCGCCGCAACGCAUGCAACUGGCGCUGGUGCUGUCGCGUCUUUUACUCAAGUGAAGCAACGCUCCGCGUUGGUGAUGCUGGCUGCAUUGCCAAAUCUGUUGUCUGCGACUAAGAUCGCAACGGGGCUCUUCAAGCUCUAG
Amoebophrya sp. A120 is the source of this 2048-nucleotide messenger RNA. The record is from the annotation of a GenBank genome assembly. Lineage: Eukaryota; Dinophyceae; Syndiniales; Amoebophryaceae.